Ochotona princeps (American pika) is the source of this 789-nucleotide messenger RNA. RefSeq names its product nicotinamide nucleotide adenylyltransferase 3 (gene NMNAT3). The record is from RefSeq and is a predicted model, not a curated record. Gene Ontology annotation, molecular function: nicotinamide-nucleotide adenylyltransferase activity; nicotinate-nucleotide adenylyltransferase activity. Gene Ontology annotation, cellular component: mitochondrion. Gene Ontology annotation, biological process: NAD+ biosynthetic process. Lineage: Eukaryota; Metazoa; Chordata; Mammalia; Lagomorpha; Ochotonidae. The coding region runs from base 40 to 789 and encodes 249 amino acids. The transcript has 4 exons.
GUGGCAGCAGCAGCAGCAGGCGUGGACGUGCCUGGCGAGAUGAAGGGCCGGAUCCCCACGGUGCUGCUGGCCUGUGGCUCCUUCAACCCCAUCACCAACAUGCACCUUCGCUUGUUUGAAGUGGCCAGAGACCACCUCCACGACACAGGAAGGUACCACGUGAUCGCAGGGAUCCUUUCGCCUGUCAAUGACAAGUACAGGAAGAAGGACCUAGUGGCUGCCCAUCACCGAGUGACCAUGGCCCGGCUGGCCCUCCAGACAUCCGACUGGAUCCGGGUGGACCCCUGGGAGAGCGAGCAGGCACAGUGGGUCGAGACGGUGAAGGUGCUGAGGCACCACCACAGGCAGCUGCUCACGUCACCACCCCCGAUGGGAGCCCCGGAUGCCGGCAGCAAGGCCCUCUCCUCAGCCUCGGCAGCUGCGCCUGAGCUGAAGCUCCUGUGUGGGGCCGACUUCCUGAAGAGCUUUGGGGUCCCAGGCCUGUGGGAGGAGGCGCACGUGCAUGAGAUCGUGACCAAGUUUGGCGUGGUGUGCGUGGGCCGCGUGGGGCACGACGCCGAGGCGUACAUCGCCGACCUGCCCGUCCUGCGCAGGAACCGCCACAACAUCCACGUGGCCCACGCGCCCGUGCACAACGCGCUGAGCGCCACCUACGUCCGCCAGGCCUUGGCACAGGGGCACAGCGUCAAGUACCUGCUCCCCGACGCCGUCCUCGCCUACAUCCGGCUCCACCGGCUGUACCUCGGGGGCACAAGUGCCCGCGGCGGGAACCACAGCGGGGCGCACUAG